Molecule: messenger RNA, 1428 nt
Organism: Serpula lacrymans var. lacrymans S7.9
Lineage: Eukaryota; Fungi; Basidiomycota; Agaricomycetes; Boletales; Serpulaceae
Exons: 4
Coding region: 1-1428 (475 amino acids)
Source: RefSeq, a predicted model, not a curated record
AUGCUGAGCUCGCGCCCCGUAUCGGUGAGACUUGACUCGGAUGCUUACAGUAUGGCGAGAACUCCUGCAAAGGCACUCCUCAAGUCCCGCGGUGCUCUUCAAGAAAAUGCGGUCCACCACGCAUCCGCCACCGUCAACGGCAAAGGCAAAAAAGCGCUGCAGCAGACACCACAUCAUCCCAAUACCAUCCAGCCCGAGCGUCUUUUCAAAGACCCGGGCCACAAGCAGCCAGGCCUGUCCAAACUAGCCAUCGCCGCGACGCAGGCGCCAUCCCGCCCUCUCGGCGACAAGACGCCCUUCCCCAACCGCAUCGCCAACCACGCCACACCCCUCCCCGCGACCGCCAAAAUAGCCAAGCCCCUGCUUGACGUCGCCCCCAGCCUAACGCCCACCCUCCGUCCGAGCUCGACUAGAAAGCAUAUCCGCGCGCCUCGGAGUGCUGUGAAGAACUUUGAAACGCCUGUGACGGGAGGCCAGCAUUGGGACGUUAGUGAUAUCAGUAUCGCGAACCCUGAUGUCGCAUCCAAUGCAAACCAGUCGGUUGACGAGGAAGACUAUGAUGAGAUUGAGUACAUGCCGCCCACUGCAGUCGAACUUCCUUAUGAGCCGCCUUUUGAGUUGCCGGAUUACAAGGAAGUUGGCAGAACCAUUUUGACACUAUCUCAAUCCUAUAUCAUUGAAGACUUGCCCGAAUUUGAUAACGAAUUUGAGCUUGGUCCGUCGGAUAUGGCCAAUUUUUUCGCGCAGGAGGAUCUAUUAUUGCCAGACUUGAAAGACGAUAGUCCUUUCCAGCAGAACGCCUCUAAAAAGACUAAACCAUCCGAUCAACGCGUCGUUGGCCAACGGGAGAUCACAAAAGCGAAAGUGGACCCCAGGCCUAUUAGUCGACCCGCAAAGCCUAUAACGUCUCAGACAUCUUCCACAGUAACCAAACGCCCACCCAUCGUCUCCAGUCGAGCGGCUUCCACUACCGUAAAAACAGCAUCAAGUCAAAGGACGGUGCCCAGUUCGCUUUCUCGUCCUGGCACUGUUGCUUCUGUGAGCAGAGUGACUCGUCCGGCUACCAGUGUGGGUGUCAUAAGGCCUGUACGCGAGCGUGCGGACACGGUUUCUCGUCUUGGGACAGCUAGGCCAAGAGAUGGUCCAACAGCUAUCCCGCGUCCUGCAAGCACCGGAAUGAAUUAUAGGACCACAGCGACUAGAACGACUAGCCUGGCGACAGCCAGGCCAGGUCCUACGAAUAAUAAACCAGUUCCAACCGCAGGACGAUUAGGUGGCAUUGCGACGAAGGCUUCCUUGAAAACACCCGCCCUCGUACCUGCGACGCACCGCAAAGCCAAAACGGAGAGUAGCCUGUUGGAGACUAACAUGUUCACCGUCGUAGAAGAUGACUGGAUGGCUGAAGACGACUUCAAGUUUGCGAUCUGA